Messenger RNA from Malaya genurostris, 9952 nucleotides. RefSeq lists its product as uncharacterized. The record is from RefSeq and is a predicted model, not a curated record. The coding region runs from base 1839 to 2828 and encodes 329 amino acids. The transcript is spliced from 10 exons. Lineage: Eukaryota; Metazoa; Arthropoda; Insecta; Diptera; Culicidae.
UGGCAUAGCGUUUAGUCAGUGGAGCUACGCCUGUUCGAUUGGUCCCAUUUUCCAGGACGGUCCGUGCGCGCCUGUCGAAGUGUUUCGGUGAUGUAAAAAAAGUGUUCUAGUGUUACGAGAAGGAUUCAGUUUCGGUUAGGGUGUAACCCAAAACAAUAGAAUUUUAUGAGAAAGGUGCUUCCGGUAGACCGCAGUACGAACAAUUGUGGUCGGGAGAUCUGGUGGUUUUGAAAUUUUGACGGGAACCGUGUAAUAUUUCGCUACAAGCGAAGCAUGACAAAUAAAACAUAAUCUUGUUGCUGGGGAUGGUGAAAAACAGCAGAAAACAGUGCGAUACUGAAGUUGUAAAAUUAUUAUUGGAAUCCGAGCGAAUGUCGGUGGCAAAGAAACAAAAAAGAAAAGUUUGCAAACAUAUCGAAGUUGGGUGCGGGAAAAGUUGAACGUUCACAUUUUACGCGUUUCCUGACGCCAAGGAUUAAACUUAUCGUGUCAUCGAUUAGACAUUUCACUGCGACCGACGGCUACGAGUGGGAAUUAGGCAACGAACGAGUGUUCCACGGAAUAGCAAUCGACUGACGACUUGUGCGAAAACGAAAAAGUUUUUGAUUAAAACAAGCGGAUUAGAGUGAUAGACGAUCGCCGAAGCCGGAUACGAAGUCGAAGAAAACAGACCCACUGAAAUGAGAUCAAUCGAAAUAUAUAUUAGUGUGUGACUAUUUUCAUUUGCUGGAGGUAGGUGAAAAAUCGGUUUAUUCUGUGCGAAGGCAAUUCCAGGAUCAGUGCAAGCAAUAACCAAGUGGAUUGAAUCAAUUCUACAAACAACGGAUCGGCCCUGGAAUUCGAGCCUCUAAAUCCUGACAAGUGGUUUCCAUUAUUGUGUCGAGAACGAAAGCAAUCAUUCAGAGAAAAAAAAAUCCGGAAAGUACAUGCGGAAGUGCAAAUUGGAUUCAAUCGCCGACGGUUGUGUUUGACAAAGUGUUCUGGUAUUUCCGUUGUCAUUAGCCUUAGUUGAAGAUUGAUGGUCGAUGGCAGAUGACUGAUUGUUUAGAUGUACACAGCAAAUCGCCGGCUCCAGAGAGACGUACAGCCAGCCGCCACACCGUAGAAUCUCCGAAGGCAAAGAAACACGCAAUACCCGGUAUCUGACAUCGACCGUUUCGUUUAACGAUCCGAGCACCAGCGAAUCAUUCGGAAAACUUUUUCCCCUGCAUCAUGAUGACGUUUCAGCGCUAGGAGUGUGAAGUGAAAUGAGUUUCAAAACUCUGCAUAACCAUCGGGAGAAUUAAGAAUCGGAGUUAGUCUACAGAAGGAAAGAAGAAGAAAACAACGAAAUUGUGUACCGAAAAAAGGAAAGUGGAAAAUAACAAUAAUAGGGAAAGCGAGAGAACGUGUUUGUUCACCCAUUCCGCCCCAUUCAACGCCCGAUGACUGUGCGAGUUCAAGAUUCUGCCGGAAUUUGCUGGUUUCGGUGAAAAAAGGAUCACCCACGAGAGAGCGUUAAAUCCGAUAAGCGAGUGAGUUGAGCAAGGCGUAACUUGGUACAGCAGCAUCGGCACCUUUUGUAAAUUUUACCAGGAGUGUUUACCUCACAGCAGCAGCAGCAGCAGCAGUAGCACCCUUGGACCGGGCAGGUGGGGGAGGUGAGUUUUACGGUUCACCACCACCCGGAGUCGUACAACGCAAGUGGUCCCGAAGCAGGUGCAGAGAACCGCGUUCACUGAACAGCACAAGUGUGUGAAGUUAUCUCGUAUGCAUACGCCAAGUACUACGGUUGCCACUACAGACAUCAUCGUAUGAUAAAGGAGUGCAGAAAAAAGUAGCACAGAACGGAACCGAAUAUGUGGCUCCCAGCGGUUAUGGAUUUACGGCUCCCGAUUCUCUGUUUGCUGAUAGUAGCAGAAGCAUCGCUUGGAUUACGUAACGUUCGCGUCACGGUGCCGACGGCGAUCAGGAAGGGCGAGGCAGCGCAUCUGUACUGCAACUACGAGAUGGAAGACAAGGAACGGCUCUACUCAAUCAAGUGGUACAAGGGGAAACGGGAGUUCUUCCGAUAUACGCCCCAGGAACAACCGUCGAUGAAGGUGUUCAACACCGUCAGUGGGGUCGAGGUGGAGCGCGCGCUAUCCAACGAGAGUCACGUGGUCAUAAAAUCCGCAAACGUUUCCGGAAAAUUCAGCUGCGAGGUGUCUGCGGAUGCUCCUUCGUUCCACACAAUCAUCGUAUCCGGUGACAUGGAGGUGAUAGAGCCUCCGGUGGACAACCCGUCGAUAAUUGGAGUGCAAACAAGGUACCGUCCGGGGGACAUUCUGCGUGCCAACUGUUCUUCGCUCCACUCGAAACCGGCCGCCAAUCUGACGUGGACAAUCAACGAUGUACCGGUACUGCAGCAACAAACAAGACAAUACAGACCCAUUCGGGAUGCCAGCACGGGACUAGAAACGUCUGUACUGGGGAUUAACGUGAUGGCUUCCCACAGUCACUUUAUAAAAGGAAAAUUGAAGUUAAAAUGUGACGCAUCGAUACAUCAAAUCUAUCACGAAAGCACCGAACGGCUUCUGGAGGAAGACCGGCCUCGAAUAUUAGCGACCGGUUCGUCCAGUGGGCACAAUAUGAACCUGUUCCAAAGCAGUGUUUACGACGGAGAACUGACCGAUCAGGGCGACCGGUAUCUCACGAUGAACGGAUACAAAGCAGACAAAUCCUCACCACCGACAACUUCGUCCGCAGGAAUGAUGGUGGGAUCAUACGUAAAAGUAUGCUGGAUAACUUUCUACAUCUGCACUAUCUGCACCGUGCUGCUCUACUCGCUUCGGGUUGGGAUUUCCUGAUUGUACAACCUGAAGGAGAUAAUCAAAAUAUAAACGCCCUGCCGCAUCCAGCCCCCGCUACCCCACCCCCUCUCCAGUGGCAUUUCACAGCAUCACAGCAUGAAUGCAGUCGACGUAGCCUGGCGGUAGUGGAAAACUUUGGAGAGAAACAAAAAAAUAUGGAUCGGACUAGAGAAAAAUAAUCUAACAUUAUUGGGCAAAUGCCGGAACUGGAGCCAACAGAAAAGAAAGAAAAAAAAACACAGUACUAGAAUUGAGAAAUUGUGAAAUAACAAACAACGCCAUCAUUUGCUUCCAAAUCGCCGCAUCUUUUACUAGCAGCGAUCGAACAGUAGUGGAGUAUGUUGUUUUUUUUUGUUACCAAGAAAAAUUGAACGAUGCAUCGAUGAUGUACAUCGAGUUAUGCAAUGUGAAACAGAGCAGAAAAAAAAUUAACGAUGCAAUCCAGCUUCCAACGACUAACUGGCGCUUGAGAGGUGCCAGUUGGUUCACUCUAUUACAGAGUCACGCUACGGGAGUUCAUGUUUGCUGCAACCCUACCGAACAGCGAACACGGAAUGUUGGUUUGAGUUUUGUGGAAUUUGAUGAAGUGGUUGUACCGUGUGUAGGUGCAUGGUCAUCGACCAUUUACGGAGAUAGAGAAAAUAUGCACCACGAGCAAAAUGAAUAGAAGUUAGUUUCAAUUAGUAAGUAAAGGGCACUAGAGCAUACAUAAAAGCGGAAGUGUAAACUGAUUAUUCAGUUUCAAUGAUUAGGUCGAUCAAGCUGUUGAGUUAUGAUUGAUGCCGGAGGCUUCUGUAGAGUCGAAUAGAAUGAUUUGCCGUCAGGAUAUGGUGUAGUAAAAAAACAAAACACAGGAUAUAGUUUCAAUUUUUUAUUUUGUUCUUCAUUGCCACUAAGUAACAGUCCUCAACAGUUCUCUAAACUAAUUAGUAACAGUUUUAACACUUCACUACAGUCAGAGUUAAAUAGCCACCGCCAAACACGCUGAAUAAACGGCAAACGAAUGAAUGAAACAACAAAACAGAGGAAUCCGCAAACAAUGGUCCUCCUGGGCCCCUGGAAAAGAGACGGAAGCCCACCCUAGUGUAAAUAUGUGUAGUUAAGAGAAACACAAACAGUCGAACAACCAGAAUUGUUGGUACAGCGAGGAAGUGACACAAAUCCAGCAGCUUUGAAUUCAGAGCGACCCGACCGAAAGAAUGAAAUGUUGCAAUUUUAAACGGUUUGAGGAAUUAUUCAGAUUUGCUGUCACACGGACUAUUGUGAGUCGAGAUGCGCUUCGGUUACAAGUAAAUUGAGAAAUGGAUGAGGAGAAAUAAUUGUUGCUAAAACUCAAACGGAAUUUUUCAACAACAACCGUUUUAUGACAUGAAUACGGCUUACUUUACUAUUGGGCUCAUUUUCAAAAUUUACCCUCUGAGAGAGUGAUAAGUUUUUGAUCGUGAAUAUUUCUUAUUGUAUCUAACGGAUUUGUUGUAACGUUGGCUGCAUUCUAUCACAAAAAAUGAUCAUCAAUUUAUGAUAAAACUUUCAGUUGUAUGACAUAAUCACAAAGCAUUCAAAAUUAAAGUUUUCUGAAAUGUUUGGUUUCGACUGAGCAGGAAGUAAAUAAAGAGCAUCAUUCCGGUUGGUUCAGAUCCGAAACUCAGUUCCAGUUCUAGUAUUAAGAAUUCAGUUCAGUAUUAAAUCAAAUGCGAGACGUUUGCAGAGCCAGUUUCCAUUCAAAGAAGAUCGAUUGCGUCAUCCUGCUGAUGGUCGUUUGCAUUCAAGCAAAACACAACACAAAGUGGACAAUGAUAGGGAACUUAAUGAAAAAUCAACCCAACUUAAUGCAAAAUCAAUCCAAAUGUUAUAAAUGUAAAAAGUAGAGCAUCAUUCCGAUUGGUUCAGGUCCAGAGUACAGUUCCAGUUCUAGUAUCAACAAUUCAGUUCAGUAUUAAAUCAAUUGCAUGACGUUUGCAGAGCCAGUUUCCCUUCAAAGAAGAUCGAUUGCGUCGUCGUUUGCGUUGAAGCAAAGUACAACGAAAAGUGGACAACGAUGGGGAACAUGGCUCCAAAUGUUAUCUAUAGAACUGAAAAGAUUGUCUCUUUGCAAAUCGGAGAAAAAAUUGUCAGUUUAUAGCAAAUCUAGAAUAAUUUGAUUAGCUCGGUACACUUUUAGCAGUGCAAAAUCCGCACCAAACGAUUGAGAAUAAAGCUAGAAUUUGACUGCUUUGCAUUCGAGAAAAAUACUCCGAAUAAUGUUUAAUAUCGCAGAGAAUUCUGAAUGCCAGAAAUGAAUCCCGUACAGUAUUUUUAAAGGUUCUUUCACUGAAAUAUACAAGCCCGAAAAGAAAAAAUCGACAUCAAAAUUCUAUAUGCUGCUAUUUUUGUGGCCCUUGGGACCGCCCAUUUGUGGCGAUAAAAUGAAGCUCUUAACCAAAAUUGGUUCAGUAUUGAAUCAAUUGCCAUUGUUAGCAGUUCUACUACGGGAUGCUUACUAAGCCAGUUUCGCUUCAAAGAAGUUCGAUUGCGUCAUUCUGCUGAUGGUCGUUUGAAUUGGACAAAAAUAUAAUGAGAAGUGUACAAUGAUGCGGAACAUAAAUCGAAAUCAGCCCUUCCGAUGGCUCCAAAUGUUAUUAAAUCAACUAUAAAGAUUGCUUCAUUGCAAAACGAAGAUAAAAAUCAUAAGUUUUUUGCAAAUCUACAAUAAUUUGAUAAGUUUUAUUCAAUUCGCACUACAAUAAAGUGCAAAGAAAGCCAGCGUUUGACUGCUUUCCAUUCGAGAAAAAUGCUCCGAACAGUUUUCAAUGUCGUAGAAAAUUCCACAAUUCAGCUCUUCUGAAUACCAAAAAUAAAUCCCGUACAGCAUUUUGAUAGAUUCUUAAAUUAAAUACGUGCAAAUCCGAAAUGAAAAUUCAACAUCAAAAUUCGGUAUGUUGCAUUUCUUUUGUUAUUUUCAUUUCUUCCGUGUUAUUUAAUUGUGCGGUAGAAAAUAUUUGUCGCCAAUAUGUUAAUCUUUAGUAUAAAUUCACCGUUACAAUUCUGGAAGCGAAGCAGUAGAAGUUGCGAAAUUCACACAAUUAACUACUAUUAACGAUUAUCAUUUUGAUUCGUAUUCACGUCCUCCAGUUAGGUCUGUGACGUUACUCACCCGUAUUUUUCCAUCUCUUUUAAUUUAAUUUUUUCUCACAAACAAUAGAAAAAAAGUGUUCGUUAUACAUGCAUUUGGGUCAAGAAUCAACACAAAUUGGUAAAAGUGCAACGUUCCCCUGUUUGUUUGAAGAUUGGUACCUAUUUGUUGCGUUUAUGUUGCCAAAAUGUAAACAUCACUGAAUUCACCGAGAACGAAAGCCAAUGGCCAUUGAUCCCGGCAUAACUAUUCCAACUCAAUCAUGAAAUAACUGCAAGUAAUUUCACACAUUUCAAACUAUAGUGUUACUUAUCAGUCUUUUCAUAUUUCCACGCUUCUUGCAUCUGCCACGAUUACCCACACCCAGUGUUGACCUUUUUCCUAUCCUCUACUGAGUAUCACGUAGGCUAUUUUCUCUUUUGGCAUUCUCGGUACAUGUUCAGUCCAUUGCAAUCUGCCUUAUUUUACCAACCAUCCGAUGUCAGCAUGCUUCUGUACCUGAUCGAACUCGCUAUACCUUCACGCGUUUACGUCAUUAUGCAUUCUCUACUUGUUAAGCGUACUAUUUUUCUCUCAAAUACGCCACGUACUCAAAUAUCUACUGCACGAUACACCGAAAUCUCCAUCUAUGAACUAAAGCGAGAGUUCGUGAAUCGAACCAGUUUACGUUAUUUGGAAUUUGCUUAGUUUAAAAGGUUCACGUCACUUGGGAUUUGGAUAUUUUCAAAAUGGAUUUGAUGAGUAGGAGCUAGAAAACAAUGUUUGAAGUCGUUCCAAAAUCCAAGAUGGCGACUUCCGGUCUAUUGAUAUUCCUUGAAAACCCUUAUAAUAUGGAUAAUUUCCGAACGGAUUUAAAAAGUAGAGCCAGUUUCAACAACCCUUAAUGUGAUCACAAUCCAUUACCCAAGAUAAGUACAGAAGGAUAAACAAAAUGGCCAUAUGCAUGUAAACAAACAUUAUUUUAUUUUAAGAUAAACAAAUGGGACUAAAGACUUUUGUGCAUACAUUUUAUUUGAAAAUUGUGUUGGGAUAUCAUUAUGUAGCGUUUCUUUGGUCUAGAGUUAAUAGAGCGUAAUAGCUUGUUUUGUACAGAAACCGUAAGAAUGCACUCUGCUGGACCCGACGGUAUGCCGGCAGUUAUGUUGAAGCGAUGCUCUAGUGGUAUUAUAGUACCUCUAGGUCUUCUGUUCCGACUGUCACUCAUGACUGGAGUAUUUCCUGAUAUUUGGAAAUCUGCUUAUAUGUUUCCUGUGUACAAAAAAGGAGACAAGAAGAACAUCGACAAUUACCGUGGUAUAACCGCUCUUAGUGCCAUUCCUAAAUUGUUUGAGCUUGUCGUUCUGGAGCCUAUUUUUAAUCACUGCAAGCAAGGAUGGCUUUCAUCGUAUCAAAGAACGUUCACUGGCAACUCUUCACGCGAUUGAAUCAGUGCCAUCAAAGAGAGACGGAAAUCAUCGCAACAACAAAAAACCCGGCAUGGCUCAUUUAACAUAGAAGACACCAGUGCGAGAGCGAAUUUCUCUCGAUGAUCUGUCUGAGAAUCAAAGGUCAGCUCGCUGCUAUGGGGAUUCUCUCUGAAGUAACAAACGGUUGCUUAUUCUCGUUUCGCGAUCCGGUUUUAUACGGGAAGUUGAUAAUUGCGAUAGAAUCAUUUUACCAUUGCCGCUUAUUCUAACUAUAUGCAUAUAAACUUUGUAUAAGUUGUGUCUAUGAAAAUGUCUUUGAAUGCUCCACACAAGGGUUUUGAAAUAUUGCAACCUAGUAUGAGAAUCAUCAAGUUGAAUCAUCGAUUCGAUUUUCUGCGAUAAUUGUCAACUUGCGAUUCUCCUUGGGAAAUUCCACACAGCAACGAUCAUUAUGGGACUGUAAAUUUUUUUAAGGGUGUGAAAUACUCAGAGUAUGAAGUGGAGCGAAGAAAUGUAGCAAAAUUCUCUCACGGUCCAUGCAUUGAGAGACUCGAGUUCUUGUAGCAUCUUCUACCGGAUUGAAAAUGUUGUAUACAAUAUAGAUAGCAAUAUAGCAGCUUCGGCAAUCACCAACACUGAUUUUAAUAUUUGCAUAACACAUUGUACACAAUACUCUUACCAAGCGCUCAAAUGAAAACAUUCCACAUGCCAUAGAAAAUUACUUUGAAACUGGAUGUGAACAAAUAUAAUUUGCAAUGAUAAAUCUCGAUUCAAACUUUGAUACACUGCAUGGAUUUUAAUGAUCAAAUUACAAGCACAAAUAAUUUUGCCGUAGCUCCAUCAUAUCGAAUUAGCUGUAGCCGAAGACAGUCCUAAAUUUUGUUUACUGUUAAAUCGGAACAGAAUGGUCCAAUUAGCUGUCUAUAGUCCCACCUGGUCGGGAAAAAAUAUCAAAACGAAAAUCGUCCUUCAAUCAACAAUAAGAAACAAAUGAUCAGUUUUAAAAGUUCAAUGCAAAAUCAUUCAUAAAGUGGUAUAAAAAAAAACCUUAAGUAACUGUUAAUUUCACCGUCCAAAUAAAAUAAGAGAAAGGAAGGAUAACACCUAAAAUUGAACCGUACUUAAAAUCAUUGAAUCAAUAAAGAAAUCAUUUGUUUUUCCGUUACGCAAAACUUUUCAACAACAAAUUUCACGAUGGGAUUCCGAAGCCAUACUAAAUGCAAUUAAAUAAGUUAUACUGAAAUAAAUUAAGGUUAGUGUAAUCUAAAAUGACACAAUGUGAGUUAUAAAACAGUCAAAAAUAAACAUAUGUGCAACGUUUCAUUCGAAUAGGAAAAACCGGGUUCGUUGUACGACAAUUUAGUGGUGGAAUUGUGUCCCAAGGAAAAAGGAAAUAAAACGCUGAGGCAAGUAACUUCUUUAGUAAACACAAGAUUACAGUUCGGCCAGAGUGAACAAAAAUUAUCUUACAUGACUCGAACAAGUUAACGCGGAGUAAGCGAAAUCCUAAAUCCUGUCAAACGUACGAACGAACGCAAACCUAGACAAAUAUGUUAACCGUGUAAAUAAAAGAUUGCCAAAUCUGAUAAUUCAGUAAGAUGUUGUCCAUUGAAAGCUGUACAUUAUUUUGGCCGUUGAAUCUAUUAAGUAGGCGAACGUUUCUCGCUCCAUUUAAAAAGCGCGCUUCCACUAUAAUGAAUGGGAAAUUACGAUGAUACACUUGAAGAUUAGUGUGAUGGGUUCGUGGUUGACGUGAAAAGUUCGAGCAGUCGUAUGAAAUCGGGCAAAUCAUCGAAAGAAAAUAUGAGAAGAUUUUUUUAGGUGUGCCAUUGUCGAUCAAUUUAGAGAAAAAGUCCAAGAAAAUCACAGCGGUUAUAGAAAUUGUCCAGCAAAUUGAAUUCUCAAACAACCAAAAUAUAAUUUUUUCGAGUCCCGACCUAAACGAAUUUAUAAUUUCAGUAUGAUCGCAGCACUAACCAUGCUAUUAUUCGAUACACUAGGAUUCGGUUGCGAAAUUGAAACAAAAUGGUCGAUUUUUUUUACCAAAGGCAUUACAUUAUUACCAUUACCGGGACUUUGCAUGCAAUCUUGACCCGAGAAAAAAUCACUUUUGUAAACUAAACCGUUGAAAACAGGCUAAACGUUGACGGGGACACCAAAGAUAAAUAAUAAAGACAUGUAUGUGCUUACAAAUAUUUAAAAAAAAUCUGGUCCGUUCCCGGUACCUUCUUUAAUGACCGCACUCACCGCUUGAUGGAGCGCGAGAUUAAUUGCAUUGUUAUCAUUUCGACCAAAGUGUGCCAUGAAAUCUCAAUAUAUACACGCAGAGAAAAAAAUUGUAAAAAUAACCAAAUUUGGGUUCCCCCCAACGAAUAUUUUUAUUGAAAUAGUGAUAAAAGAAAAUCUGGUUUGAUAUUGUAAAUAUUGCUAAUUGAAACUACAAAACAUGAUCGUUUAUAUUUCUCGGUGGAUUAGUUUGUUUCAAUAAACAGUUUGAUAAAAAAAAAACAAAUAUUUUACUUGCGCGUUCCUGUCAACCUUUUGACAAACAAUUUCACAGUAAAUUCAACUUAAAAUAUAGUUUUAAAUGAAACGAACUCUAG